ACGUCUCACAAGAACAAGAGAAUCCGACUUCCUGUGAGUGGCGGAAGUUUUUAAUCGAGGAAUUUAAUCCCAAUAUUCAUGUGCUGAUAUUCUGUUCAUCAGCUGGAUUUUCUUCAUUCAUCAUGUUCUACAGUUUAAACUGACUCUGGGACUUAAAAAAAUGCCACAUGAAAAGACCCGUAACAGCCCUGACUCCUGUAAUGUAAUCUCCCUGGACCGGAGGAGAGCUCUGACCCUCUCACCUGGGAUCAGUCGUGACAGUCCGUCUGAAAGUCCUCUUAAGAUCCCCAGGAGAGUUUCCACAGCAGAGGAUGAGUGUGUGGAUACAGAGAUGUCAAAAGAAAGGAAAAAUAGCCACUCCAAGAUCCACUGGACACAACUGGCCCCAAAUGGUACAUCCUCCCAGUCAGAUCCCAAAUCACAAAAACAAAGCGAUCAAGAACAUGUAAUAUUGCAGGAAAUCCACAGGCGUCAGAUCAAGGUGGUUUUAGAAGAUGUUCUUCAGACAGAGAUCGGGCAGAGCUUUCUGAGAUGCGGCAGGCAGAGUUGCCAAAAGACAAACCAAUCCGAGAGCAAAAGGCGGAGUGAUCACACCUCAACUGCUGCACUCACAGACAAGAGGAGAACCAGUCUAACAAAAAGAGGAGAAACAGACUCUACUGGACCAAAAUCCACUUCACCAUCCCAUAACCAGGCUGAGUCAUCCUCUGAAAAUGAAUCACAUCCACACAAAGAAAACAAAAGUCCAAAACAACUGAACUCAUCAUUGAAACUAUUAGAGUCAUCUGAAGUAUCUGAUAACUCUUGUUCACCCAGAGAAAGUGACUCACCUCAGGUUGUUCAGAUUAGUGAACAGUUUCCUAAACAGACCAAACCAUCUACUUGUGAAGAGAAUGAAGUAUUACUUCUUGAAGUAUCUCCACAACAUGAGCAAGCAAUUUCCUCUGGAUGUGAAUCUGUAUGCAGCCCCUCUUCAUCAUUAGCAACGCGGGGUUGCCUGAGAGAGAAAAAAUCAGGUGGCGAGCAUCUACCGAGUAAGGAAGAAAGGAGAGAAACACGAGAGUGCCCGAAGUAUGCUUCAGAUGAAAAGGAAAAUCACUCGCUCAGGAAUGGAGAGGUGGUGCAGGAAAUAGAUGGAAUAAGAGGAAGUGUGUUACGCCUCUCAGUUGGGGUUGACAAUGAAGUCCCAGUCAAAAGAUGUCGUAUGGACAGCCUUUUAGGUGAACAGGUUCCCAGCUCAGACCCUGGCUCUGGGAGUGUCAUCUUAGAGUCCUCUAAGCACAACCAGUCUGAACUUAUUGUUCUGUCCAGUGAAGAGGAAGAGGAAGGAGAGGAAAGAAAAGAGGUGGAAACCUCUGCCCUAAACAUCCAGCCACUGGAGGGUGCAAAAGACAUGAAUAUAGAAGAUAAAUCGAGUUCUGUUGUGGUGAAGUGCCAGCUGUCUUCCCUUCACAUGGGUGGAGUUAGUGCUGCUUGUGAGAGUGUAGAGAUCACUACAGACGAGAUCACCUUGUUAUUGAAAGAUUCUUCAGUGAACAUUUCUAUAUCUAUGGCUAGCGUGUGUAAAUACAGUGUGUGGGAGGAGCCUAUGUUGAGUGGGUGUGGCCUGGUUAAGGACAACGAGGAUCCACCCCCUUCUCUGCUCCUCUUUUGGCUGUCUGAUGCCCAGGCACACCAAUUACACAAUGACCUGUCUGUCAUCCUGUCAGGCACAAGUCCAGCCGAAGGCAGUGUGUGUUUGUUGCUGUGUUUGGCUGAAUGUCUAGCUGGUGUUGACAGUGCGAUCUUGGCCUCCUUAAUGGACUUUGUGGUUCUAAAUCAGAGCAGUUCCCAACUCCAGGCCGCCCUCACACAGCAGGAAAGUCUGGAACUGCUUCUGAGCUCCCAUGAAACACACCUUCUCCAACUGUUGACGCCCAAAACUGAUCUGCAAACCAGCACUGCUGAACAUACUGCUGUAUCUGCUGUGAAGUCUCAGGAUUCUGAUGUGCAGUUGGAGCCAGUUUACACGCUGUGCCACAGAAGAGCUCAGGGUUCAUACAGUGUUACCUUGGAACCUACCCUUGGGGCAGAAUGGGCACCGUACCGACACUGUGGUCCGGCACGCAGGUUGAUUCAGUUCCCUCCUCCACCCUCGAAAGGAGCCAUCACCGUGACGACAGAGGACCUGGAGUGUUUAGACAGUGGCGAGUUUCUUAAUGAUGUCAUCAUCGACUUCUACCUCAAGUAUCUUUUGGUGCAAAAGGCCCCGCAAGCUUCUGUAGACAGAUCUCAUGUUUUCAGCAGUUUUUUCUAUAAACAGCUCACACGCAGAGACAAUGCUAAUGAGGACAGUACAAGCACACCAGCUCAGGUCAGAAGGCAUCAGCGUGUGAGGACAUGGACGCGUCAUGUAGACAUCUUUGAUAAAGACUUCCUGUUUGUGCCUGUCAAUCAAGAAGCUCACUGGUAUCUCGUGGUGAUCUGUUUCCCUGGGUUAGAAGAGCCACAGUAUGUGAAGAGGGUUGGCGGAGGCUCUGUGCAGGGUGAUGGAGGUGAAGGUUUGGGUGAGUCUGAGGGUGAGGUUCAUGGAGAGAGUAGAUCCAGCGGUGAUGAGGACAAAGAUGACAGUCGUAUAAAGACAAGCACAUCUCUUCAUCUUCCUGACUGUACCGAAAAUACCUGCAAGAAACAAAUUGUGUGUAAAAGACCAUGCAUUCUCAUCAUGGAUUCCCUUAAGUUGUCUGUUCAUGAACGUAUCUUCAAACUCUUGCGAGAAUACCUUCAGGUGGAGUGGGUGACAAAAAGAGGUUUUUGUCGUGACUUUAGUGUUGAGCGCAUGAUAGGUGUCCACUGCAGAGUCCCCCUACAGGACAACAGCAGUGACUGUGGCCUUUACCUGCUACAAUAUGCAGAAAGUUUUUUACAGGAUCCUGUGGUACACUUUGACUUGCCAUUGAGAUUGGAGCGCUGGUUUCCACGGCAACAGGUGCGACGUAAACGGGAGGAGAUUCGAGACCUCAUCCUACACCUGUACAGAUUUCAGCAAGGCUCUCUGGGACAUGAAGCUCUACAAGAUAGGACAGAUUAUGGAAAUGUCAUUCAGUGAUGUGAAGCUUUUAGGUUCACAUGAUUAUUUUACGCUAGAUAUAUUUAUAUUUUAGCUGUUUUUGAACUUUUAUAUUAAUUUUAUGCUUUUGUAAUACAUUGUUGGAAACACUUUAGAAGGAAAUAAAUGUCCAUAAAAUGAU
Molecule: messenger RNA, 3230 nt
Organism: Labeo rohita (rohu)
Lineage: Eukaryota; Metazoa; Chordata; Actinopteri; Cypriniformes; Cyprinidae
Gene: senp7
Product: SUMO specific peptidase 7
Exons: 21
Coding region: 161-3088 (975 amino acids)
Biological process (GO): protein desumoylation
Cellular component (GO): nucleus; cytoplasm
Molecular function (GO): SUMO-specific endopeptidase activity
Source: RefSeq, a predicted model, not a curated record